AUGCCCAUUGCAAUCUGCGGAAUGGGCAUGCGACUCCCCGGGGGCAUUCGAGACUCUGGAGCAUUAUAUGACUUUUUGUUGAGCAAGCGAGAUGCCCGAGGAAACGUUCCAUCAAAUCGAUUCAAUGUUGAUGGGUUCUACGAUGCCGAGGGCAAGCCAGGAACCCUCUCGUCUACACAGGGCUAUUGGUUAGACGAUGUCGACCUGUCCAACUUUGACUCUUCUUUAUUUUCCAUGGGUCGAAAAGAGAUUGAAAACCUAGACCCACAUCAAAGGUUGUUGCUGGAAGUUGUCCGUGAAGCUUUCGAGAGUGCUGCUGAGACCGGCUGGCGAGGCAAAAACAUCGGAUGCUACGCCGCCAGUUUUGGUGAGGAAUGGAGCAAUCUCCAUGCGAAGGAUUCACAGAAUAGAGGAUUUAACGUGAUUACGGGUUAUAUGGAUCUUAUGCAAGCGAACCGCAUCUCAUACGAGUUCGAUCUAAGAGGGCCGAGUAUGACACUUCGUGUUGGAUGUUCGGGAAGCGGGCUGGGUAUUCACCUUGCAUGUCAGUCGAUUCAGCUUGGCGAGUGCUCCUCGGCUAUUGUGGCUGGUGCCAACAUUAUUCUCUCACCCGAGACUACGAUGUUGAUGGCAGAUGGCGGGGCAAUCUCGCCCGACGCUUCAUCGAAAACCUUUGAUGCUAGUGCAAACGGUUAUGUUCGCGCUGAUGGCAUCAACUGUCUUUAUAUCAAGCGUCUGGAUGAGGCGAUUCGCGACGGUAACCCAAUCCGAGCUGUAAUUCGAGGAACUAGCACCAAUGCAGGUGGAAAGUCAACUGCUCUCACUGCGCCAAACAUCCAAGCUGAGGAAACACUUAUCAAGGCAGCUUAUCGCAAUGCAGGCGUCGAUCCCGCGCGAACAGCCAUGGUGGAGUGCCACGGAACAGGCACAGCGAUGGGCGACGCCAUUGAGGCAGAUGCAGUAGCACGCGUCUUUGGGGACAAAGGAAUAUAUAUUGGAGCUGUAAAACCAAAUCUAGGGCACUCAGAAGGCGCAUCGGCCAUCAGCAGCGUUAUGAAAGCAAUCGUGGAGCUGGAACAUCGCACUAUUCUGCCAAAUAUCAAAUUCAAUACCCCAAGCCCUAGGAUUCGCUGGGAUGAAGCCCGGCUAACAGUUCCAACCGAGCCGAUGCAGUGGCCAGAGGAUCGAGAGGAGCGCAUCAGCAUCAAUAGUUAUGGAAUCGGUGGAACCAAUGUCCAUAUUAUCCUGGAUUCCGCUACCUCAUUUGGUCUGUCCGAAUCCGAUACCAAAUUGGCCCCUGAACGGGAACCAGAUUUCAAGCUGUUGAUGCUAUCAGCGGGGCAUUCGGAUUCAUUGAAGGAAAUGCAAAAGAACUAUGAGGAAUACGCCACAAAGCAUCCGGACAGGCUGACUGAUCUGGCAUAUACACUAGCGGAGCGGCGGGAGCACCUUCCUGUCCGUGGCUUUUGCGUUAGCAAAGGGAAUCACGAUGAGGUUGUCAUCUCACCUUCCUUUACGAGUCAACCUCAGAAAAAUGUUGCAUUUGUGUUCACUGGCCAGGGUGCACAGUGGGCUGGAAUGGGCAAAGAACUGCUUGAAACAUGUCCUGAACUCCUUCAUGAUAUCAGGCAGAUGGACAAGCUGUUGCAAAAGCAGAAGAACCCUCCGGUAUGGAGCAUAGAGGAGCAACUAUCGAUGCCACCAGAAAGAAGCCUGCUUUCCAAGGCAGAGGUUGCGCAGCCCGUUUGUACUGCCCUUCAAAUUGCACUUUGCAACCAUCUCGCCCGGUGGGAAGUCUUUCCUUCUGCUGUGGUUGGUCAUUCUAGUGGAGAAAUUGCUGCCGCGUAUGCCGCAGGGUCUCUGAACAUGCAUGAUGCAGUACUUCUGGCAUAUUAUCGAGGUGUCGCAUCCAAGGAACAGACGCGUGAAGGAGCCAUGGCGGCUGUGGGACUUGGAUAUGAUGAAGUUGUUCAGUGGCUUCAUCCUGGUGUUGUCAUUGCGUGCGAAAAUAGUCCCUCAAGCGUUACCUUGUCAGGAGAUGCGGAUGCCAUUGAAUCAGUCCUUUCGGCAAUUCGAAGCGACCGUCCAGAUGCCUUCCAACGGCUCUUGAAAGUCAAUAAGGCCUAUCACUCACAUCAUAUGCAGGACGUGGGACACCUGUACGACAGCCUCAUCACCAAUCAACCAGUAAUCAAACGGCCAAAGGUUCCAUUUCACUCUACCGUCUUUUCCCGGCAAUUGUACGAAGCAGAGGAAUUUGGAUCCAGCUAUUGGCGUUUGAACAUGGAAAGCCCUGUUUGGUUUUACCAAGGGUUCAACUCUCUUCUUCAAUCAGAAAUCGGAAAGGACGCCCUAUAUUUAGAGAUUGGACCACAUUCGGCACUUGCAGGCCCAAUCAAACAGAUAUACCGGGCUCAUAAUGCGCCUAAUUCUUAUCUUUCCGUACUCUCCCGAGGUUCCAACGCAGUUGUCACGUUUUUGUCUUGCGUUGGAGAGCUCUGGUCUCGAGGGGUGAACAUAACAUAUCCCUUCACAGCAACCACGCCUAAAGCCCUACAUGACCUGCCGUUAUAUCCAUGGCACUACGCAGAGUCUUGGUGGUCAGAGUCGCGACUCAUGAAGUCCUCACGCUUCCAAAAGUUCCCACAUCAUGAGUUACUCGGUGUUCGGACAAUUGAAAGCAGCGAUCUCGAACCUGCUUGGCGAAACGUCCUCCGCCUUGGUGAUGUAUCUUGGCUACGUGAUCACUGUGUUGGGCCAGAUAUUGUUUUUCCAGCUGCGGCAUACGUUGCGAUGGUUGGCCAUGCCAUUUGGCAAAUAACGGAUCAAAAGGACUUUACAGUGCGAGAUGUUUCCUUGAAAACAGCGAUGGUGCUUGAUGAGAACGUACCGACCGAAAUCAUCACUAGGCUUCUGCCUCAUCGGCUUACCGAUUCUCUGAACUCGACAUUCUUUGAAUUUUCUGUUCAGUCAUAUACUGGCUCGGUGUGGGCACAACAUUGCGUGGGACUGGUCGCAGGGGGCCAGCACUCCCCAGGACAAACGCCCACAGUGACCUCGUUUUCGAGAAUAGUAGAGUCAAAGCGGUGGUAUCGAGCGAUGAGCAGGGCUGGCUUACGGUACGGCCCUCAUUUCACUGGUUUGGAGCAAAUCACUGCCAGCGUUACUGAAAGCACUGCAUCUGCCAUCAUCCCGGAUAGCAAACAUCCCGGAUCUCCAUAUACCUUGCACCCAACGACGAUAGACUUGAUUCUGCAGUCCGCUUUUGUAGCCAUGUAUCAAGGUCAGCCAAGCUUCUUUGAAAAGUUCCGCCUACCUACAUUCAUCGAGGAGAUGUAUAUAAGAGUGGGUAUGGGUGGUCAAGAUAUUCAUCUGAAUACCGCUGCUCAGGAGAAGGCAAUCCAAUCUCAUGGUGUCGUCACGGAUGAUCUUGUUUUUUUCAUGAAUGGCCUGGAGUUUUCGGCGCCAGAAAAGGAUGAAACCGAACAGGACCAGCAAUCCGAAACAGCCCAGCUGGUCUGGAAGCCGGAUAUCCACUUCGUGGAUCCUACAACUCUUGUCAAACCAGCCCAGCAGGCGGAGUUGCUUUCAGCAAAUCCUCUGAUUGAGCGAAUCUUUUUGCUUUGCAUCAUAGACCUGAUGGAAGACAUCAAGGCCAUUCCUACAACUCAACCGCACCUCGGAUUAUACCGGACUUGGAUGUCUGAACAGCUUGCACAGGCGCAAAAGGAAGGUUCUCCUCUGGUGCCCGAUGCAAAGGAACUAUUUAACCUUAGUGCUAGCGACAGAAAAGAACUGAUUCAGAGUCUAGUCGCCAGUCACACUGAAGGAACAAUGCUCGCAGGAUCUCGCAUCUUGUUCCUUUGCUACAGACAUAUGUUGGACAUUUUCAAGGGCAACACUAACCCGCUUGAGUUGAUGCGACGAGAUGGCCUUUUAGGGCGUUAUUAUGACUGUUUACAAGAUAAGCAUGACUACAAAGACUUCUUGCAACUCUUGAGUCAUCUACGGCCUCGAAUGAAUGUACUGGAAAUUGGCGCUGGUACUGGAGGACUGACUGCAAAGGUACUCGACUUCUUACGAUCUGAGUCUGGCGAGGAUAUUUAUCGGGAAUACAUGUAUACCGAUAUCUCGUCAGGGUUCUUCGUCAAUGCGCAAGAGAGGUUUCACGACCGACAUAGAAUUCGCUACGACGUGUUGGACAUUUCCAAAGAUCCCAUCGAGCAGGGCUUCCCUGAGGCGCAUUAUGAUUUGGUCAUUGCCUCUAAUAUUCUCCACGCAACUCCCAAGUUGACUGAAACUCUCAAGCAUACUAAGAGGUUGCUCAAGCCAGAUGGUCGUCUCUUGUUACAAGAAUUAUGCCCAGCUUCCAAAUGGACAAACUUCAUCUUCGGAUUGUUCCCUGGCUGGUGGCUUGGUAAAGAUGAUGGGCGUCCCAGCGAGCCCUACAUCAGCCCUACGGAAUGGAAUUGCAGACUACGUGCCGCCGGAUUCACUGGCGUCGAUGUCUCAGCUCUCGAUGCGGAAUAUCCAUACCAGCUUAACACUAUGCUAAUUGCAACACCCGCUCCGCUACCCUAUCUAAAAAAGGUCACCGUGCUUUACAUUGGCACUUCUGCUCAUCCGUUGAUCCAUGAUGUACACCAACAACUUAGCUCGGACGGAUACAAAGUUGACCUGGUGGGCUGGGGCGACAAUCUACCUGCAGAUCAGGACAUUGUCUUUUUGCUCGAUCUCGAGGCCCCAUUUUUCGACAAUAUCACAAAGGAAAAUCUCGAUGCUUUCCUGCAAGUCUUCAGGCAUCAUUCCUCAUCUAAAUUCUUGUGGAUAACUCAUGCAGCACAGAUUCUUCCACAGGAUCCACGGUUUUCUCAAGUGCUUGGUAUGGCGCGAACUCUGAGGUCCGAACUUGGGGUUUCCUUUUCUACUCUGGAAAUGGAAAGUUUCGGCCCAGGUUCCACGAAGGCAAUCUCCAUUCUUCUGCAACACAUACAGCAGAGGGCAGUCAAGAAUACCGGGGAGUCCGAAUUUGACCCAGACCAAGAAUAUGCUUGGGCCAAUGAUGAAAUCCAGGUUAGCCGCAUGCAUUGGAUCUCGAUUCCCAAGGCUUUAGCUCAGAGCAGCGAAGGAAGUCAGAAGGCUACCCUAGAGAUAGGCCGACCAGGCUUACUCAAUACGUUGCGUUGGGUAUCUCAGCCAAUGAACCUGCUAGGGGCCAAUGAGGUGAGAAUCAAGACUAUGUCACUCAGCAUGAACUUCAAAGAACUUCUUCUUGCCAUGGGAGUUGUUCCCAUCGAUGAGGGUCAGGUAUUGCUAGGCACGGACAGUGCAGGUAUAGUCACAGAGGUUGGACCCAAUGUCAAGAAUGUAUCUGCUGGGGAUCGAGUGAUGGCUCUCACUGUUGAGAGCACCAGCUAUACGACCGUACUGCAGAUAUCUAGUCAUCUCUGUAUUCGCAUCCCGGAUGACUGCAGCUUUGAGGAGGCAAGUACGCUGCCAACUGUGUACUUGACCGUGCUCAGAACCUUGAAAGAAAAAGCGAACCUUCGACGGGGCCAGAGCACCCUUAUACAUAGUGCUGCAGGAGGAGUUGGCAUCGCAGCCAUCCACUAUGCAAAGUCAGUUGGCGCAAAGAUCUAUGCGACAGUAAGCUCACCGAAAAAGACCGACUUCUUAGUAGACAAAAUGGGCGUGGCGAGACAAAACAUAUUUUACUCGCGUGAUAACAGCUUUCUUCAUGGGGUCAUGAAAGCAACCUGUGGUCGUGGAGUCGAUGUAGUGCUUAACUCACUGUCCGGUGAGCAAUUGCAUGCGUCCUGGCAAUGUGUUACGGAGGGAGGAACCAUGGUUGAAAUCGGUAAAAGGGAUCUUCUCGGUCGCGGAAAGUUAUCAAUGAGCCCGUUCUUGGCCAACCGAUCGUAUAUCGGAGUUGACAUUGCAACGCUUGCCGUGCAGGAUCCCGUGUGGGUUCAAGAACAAUUGGCCGCCAUUGUCAAUCUUUACAGGCAGGGGAUUAUACACCCCAUCCACCCAGUCAAGGCAUUUCCCAUCAAUAAGGUUGAAGACGCCUUCCGGUACCUGCAAACAGGACAACACAUCGGUAAACUUGUUUUGCAGUUUUCCGACUCUCCCAACCUUUCUAUGGCUCCUAGGGUUCCACUCUUAGACCUUCGAGGAGACAGGACCUACCUUUUGGUAGGUGGAAUGCGUGGCAUCGGUGCAUCCAUCGCAAGGUGGAUGGUCUACCACGGAGCCCGGAAUCUAGUUUUCCUCUCUCGCUCAGCGGGGGAAAGGCACGAGGACAAAGCACUCGUGCGCGAAUUGUCUGAUAUGGGAUGCCAGGUGCUGACAUUUGCGGGCGAUAUCGCUAACAUGGCAACUGUUCAACGUGUUGUUUCAAGCGUCAGAGCUCCGAUUGCUGGAGUCAUUCAGUUGGCCAUGGUACUUGCAGACACUGGAGUCAUGAAAAUGGAUUUAGAAACGUGGAAUGCGGCUAUAAAGCCCAAGGUUGACGGAACUUGGAAUCUGCACAAGGCUCUACCAAUGGAUAUGAAUUUCUUCGUCAUGGCUUCUUCUCUAUCCGGAACAUUUGGAAACUACGGUCAAUCUAACUACGCGGCUGCCAACACCUUCCUUGACGCCUUUGCCCAGUUCCGCCAGUCCCAAGGGCUUGCCGCAUCGGUACUAGACUUGGGUGUAGUGGAUGAGAUAGGCUUCGUCAGUCGAAAUGCAUCCAUUCACCGAGCGAUGGUGCAGCAGAUGAGUGCCCCCAUUUCAGAAAGCAGUCUAUUGAACAGUUUCCAUUUAGCCAUUAUCCGCUCUCAUCCACUGAAUGGUGAUGCUUCAAUAUUCAAUCCACUAGAGGGAUUUCGUUCCCCCCACCAAUUGCUCCACGGUCUACUAUCAAAAUCUGGCAUUGCAAAGAGUCAAUUCAUGUGGCAACGUGAUCCACGUACCGCUCUAAAUCGGAUUCAUACGCAGAAAGAUGCAUCCACCUCUGACGGUGAUGACCGCCACAAUAGUGGCCUUAAAUCGUUUCUAGCGGACAUCCAUGACAACCCGGGCAUUUUGCAAGACCAGUCCAGUGCUGAAAGAGCCGCGACAGAGAUUGCUCGCCAAGUUUCCAUAUAUACGACGCGGCGUGGCGAUGAGGCAACAAAUUUGAAGUUGUCGUUGCACGAUUUUGGUGUCGACUCUCUUGUGUCAAUCGAGCUUCGUAAUUGGUGGAAACAGUCAUUUGGCGUCGACGUGACGGUGUUACAGCUGAUGAAUGGUGGCAGCUUUAGAGAUCUUGGUAAGAAGGCAGUGGAUCAGCUCAAGAAACGGCACUUGAAAGCAUAA
Molecule: messenger RNA, 7341 nt
Organism: Aspergillus caelatus
Lineage: Eukaryota; Fungi; Ascomycota; Eurotiomycetes; Eurotiales; Aspergillaceae
Product: type I polyketide synthase
Exons: 6
Coding region: 1-7341 (2446 amino acids)
Biological process (GO): fatty acid biosynthetic process; secondary metabolite biosynthetic process
Molecular function (GO): fatty acid synthase activity; phosphopantetheine binding; oxidoreductase activity
Source: RefSeq, a predicted model, not a curated record